Molecule: messenger RNA, 1398 nt
Organism: Xyrauchen texanus (razorback sucker)
Lineage: Eukaryota; Metazoa; Chordata; Actinopteri; Cypriniformes; Catostomidae
Product: gastrula zinc finger protein XlCGF8.2DB-like
Exons: 4
Coding region: 413-1333 (306 amino acids)
Source: RefSeq, a predicted model, not a curated record
GGAGAGUCGAGCCGGUUGUGUCGCUCUCGUCUAUUUUUCUUUCGUUUUACAGAGAACAACAGUAAUGGAACAUUAUGGCCUGCACUGUCACUCGACCAACAUGAAUCGUUAAUAUUUGAUACAGACGAUGUCAGAAGAGUUUUGCACCAUGUAAAUGUGAGAAAAGCGGCUGGUCCUGAUGGUAUUCCUGGGCGUGUACUUCGGGAAUGCGCCGACCAGCUAUCAGAGGUGUUUACCAGCAUCUUUAACCUCUCGUUGAACUGUGCUGUUGUUCCUAAGUGUCUUAAAACAACAACAAUUGUGCCCAUCCCCAAACAACAAAAGGUGAAGUAAGAAGAAUAAGGUGGCAUGUAAAGAGGAGCAACUCCAAGCAAAACACUGAAGCCCACCACAUACUAUUGGGGAAAAAAUUAUGUCUGUUAAAGAGGAGAGUGAAGACUUCAGUUAUCCAGAGCCAUGGAUAAUUACAUAUGAAGAUACUGAGGAACAAAGAGAUUUGAUGGAGGUAAAAGAGGAAAGUCAAGGGCUGAAGGACUUCGAGGAGAUACAUCAGUGUGAUAUAUCUGAUAAUCUCAGAACUGAUGAAAAAUCCAGUUGCUCACAGACCGAAAAUGAUUUCUCACAGAAAAGCUCUCAAAAAGACCAAAAUUAUUGUGCCUGCUCUGAGUGUGGAAAGAGUUUCACAAAGAGACAAUACCUUAGGUGUCACAUGAGAAUUCACACUGGAGAGAAGAAGUCUUUCAUCUGCCAUCAGUGUGGAAAGAGUUUCACACUAAAAGGAAGUCUUGAUAAGCACCUGAUAAUUCACACUGGAGAGAAGCCUUUCACAUGCCCUCAAUGUGGAAAGAGUUUCACACAAAAAGGAAGCCUUAAUAGGCACCUGAGUCUUCACUCUGGACAGAAGCCUUUUACAUGCCAUCAAUGUGGAAAGAGAUUCACACAAGAAGUAAACCUUAAGAGUCACAUGAGAAUUCAUACUGGAGACAGGCCUUUCACAUGUCUACAGUGUGGAAAGAGUUUCAUCCAAGCAAGCCAUCUCACAACUCAUCUGCAAUUUCACUCUGGAUUAAGGCCAUUUAACUGUGAUCAAUGUGGCAAAACAUUUGUACUGGCAUCAUAUCUAAAAGCACACCUUACAAUUCAUACAAAUGAGAAGACUUAUGUGUGUUCUUUGUGUGGAAAGAGUUUCAUUAGUCAAGGAAACCUGAAAACCCACGAGAGAGUGCAUACUGGAGAGAAGCCACACCACUGCAUAUCAUGUGGGAAGAGUUUCACACGGUCAAUUAGUUUACGAAUGCAUUUAGAAAAGCUUUGUCCAAUGCUGUCAAAGUGAGCACAGUUUAUCUUUAAGGUCAUCACUCUGUUUUAUGCAACACAACUCUGUUUUAAUGUAACAUC